Messenger RNA from Phaedon cochleariae (mustard beetle), 852 nucleotides. The record is from the annotation of a GenBank genome assembly. NCBI's taxonomy places the organism in Eukaryota, Metazoa, Arthropoda, Insecta, Coleoptera, Chrysomelidae.
AUGGAUGAAAAUGAGGUAUCUGUUGUGAUAACUCAUAGGAGUGGAGUGAAAUUCCAAGUUCACUUGAGUACUGAAGAUUACCACCGAAUUCUAAGAGAUAAAAGGUUCCUGGAGAUGGUAAGCGAUAAAUAUUUUAAAUUGUACAAAGAUGAAAUUAUAUUUGCCCACUCAGAGUCAGAAGAUGAAACUGUCACUCAAACCAUACCUGAUGAGGAAGAAUUUGAUGAAGAUUCAUCAGUUAUUAUUGAUGAAUCAACAUUGGAAGCUAUAGCUCGGCAGCGGUGGAGCAUCAGUCACGGGGUGAGAACUUCCAUCUUGUCAUACAUCUACGAUUUAACGGGGGUCAAGAGACAGUUCGUCAGCAGAGACCUCAUUGAUAGUCGUAUUGAGAAGGAUAACAAUCAUUUGAUGAAGUUCAUUGAUGGGAUAAAUGAGAGACUAAAUCCGUUCUCCCCCUCUAUUAAACAAGACAAACUAUACAAUUUAUCUACAGGAGCAACUGCGACAGAUUUUAUCGCGAAUUUUCUUCUUAAUAUUUUGGAAAACUGCCAGCUUUUGCGAACGACAUUUAUAGAAGAAUGUAUAGCUGAUGAGAAAAAUGAGCGUUUUGGCAAGCCUAUAAAGAGAGUAUUUGUCGAAAAUUUCGCCAAUUUGAAAACGAAGAAGAAAUUUAAAGUAGGGAAGAAAGUCCAAGAAGUGACUGUACAACGAGAUCUAUUCGAACGUUUGUUGGCGAUUGCUUUGGAAAAUAAAGUCAACCUUGUAAAAGUUAUGAGAUAUCCGAUCACCCCAGCUCCAACAGUUUUUUGCCACAUAGACGGGGUGUUACAUAAAACCGAUGAAUCGGUUUAA